GUCCGUGGGGUUUAUAAUUGCAGCCACAAACUCAAAGCAUAGCAAACAAACUCCAAAACUCUCUCUCCCUCCUCCCUAUCUUUCCUUAAAUGGUUGGGCCAUAGACCGAGCCGAAGAGGAACCAUGGCCGUUUCUCUCAAUUCAAUCCUCGUCUUCAAUUCUACGGGCAGGUAUCAGCAUGGGCCAAGCUCUGGUCUUGGAAUUCCCUUACUAAAGGCCAGUCAUUUUACAUCUCGCUCAGGGUUAGUUGGGUUAAGGAGAUUUAGAAGGGACAGUAAAGGGGGAUUAUGCCUUUCUGUUGCAGAUAAGGAUCAUGUUGCAACAAGCACCAGCAAUAAGGAUUCUGGAAAUGCUGAAAGAUUAGAAUCUGAUGAUUAUCCCUCAGAAGUAGCUCUUCCAUCUGUGGACUCGCUGGCAGAAAAGAACCAGACUCAAACUAGUGCCCAAACAGAAUCAGGAACUCAGACAGUCGAGCAUUUUAACGGUUCUGUUGUUUCCCCACUCGCAAAGCCAGAGACAGCUUCUGUGAACACAGAAUCUGGCCUGAGGAGAUCACCACUAACAGCAAGAGAGAAACUAAGGGCAGCUCGUGUUCUCAGCCGUUACUCAGAAUCAAAGCCAACUAAAUCAGAGCUAGGCAGCAAAGUUCUAGAGGCUCUAAGAGAAAGUGAUAGAGGGAAAAAGAAAUCUGGCCUUCCCGAAGCACCUACAAACAUGUUCGAUGACAGAAAAAGAGGGAUGCCGAAGCAGGGCCUGACGUUCGAGUUUCCAGGAGGUUUUGAUGUGUUUCUCAUCAUAUUUUCGUUUACUUUUAUCAGCACAGUGAUGUUUGCAACAACUUACAUUGUGUGGAAAGUUGGUGCUAUCCAUUUUAACGAGUACUAAGGUAAGGUGGAUGGGAUGGGGCUUAUUGGAUACAUGAUCACAUUUAGUGUUUUAGGUGCUUAGGGAUGCUGCUUUUCAUCCCCUCAUUUUGAUAUUCGUUCUGCCUCUCUAAAAUACAAUAAUUGAUUGUACAAAAAAUUGCUUGCUUGCUCCACAAUUUUACAUCUAUUUUGGCGA
Messenger RNA from Diospyros lotus (date-plum), 1062 nucleotides. RefSeq lists its product as uncharacterized. Gene Ontology annotation, cellular component: chloroplast thylakoid membrane. The coding region runs from base 124 to 885 and encodes 253 amino acids. NCBI's taxonomy places the organism in Eukaryota, Viridiplantae, Streptophyta, Magnoliopsida, Ericales, Ebenaceae. The record is from RefSeq and is a predicted model, not a curated record. The transcript has 2 exons.